AUGCUUGUAGGCAUUUCUGGCUUGUAUUCUGGCAUACUGUUGGCGAAAGCCGGUCAUACAGUAAUCAUUUAUGAAGCAAGUGAUCGAGCAGGUGGUCGCAUUUUCAACUAUCGUGAUCCAAAAAAUCCAUCAAUAUAUAUGGGUGAAUUUGGAGCUAUGCGUUUCUCAUUGGAUGUUCACUCUUAUUUGAAUACUUUAAUUCGACAUCGAUACAAAUUGAAAAUUGCAGAAUUUGUUCAAAACAAUGGUAACGCUUAUACAUACAUCAAUGGAAUUUUUGCUACAGUGCGAGAUGCUCGUGAAAAUCCAGACAUAUACAGAUUCAACACGCAUCAAAGCGAACGUGGAAAGACUCCUGAACAAUUAUGGCUGAAUGCUCUUCAACCUAUUUUGCAAACACUGGAACAAGGAGGAUGGUUAGCGAUUAAAAAUGAAUGGGAUUCAUAUUCGAUUGCAUCCUAUUUGAAAAGUGUCAAUAUGUCACGUGGUGCUAUCGACUAUAUUAGCAUUUUUAAAAAUUAUGAAAACUUCAUUUAUGUAUCCAUUUUGGAAGCCCUUCGCUCGACACUUGUAUCGGGUUCUGGAUCGAAAUUAUAUCGUAUUGAAGGUGGUAAUGAUUUAUUGACACAAGCGAUGAUUGCUGAAUGUCGCGCGAUAGAGUUCAAUCGGUGUUCUAUUGUGUACUCGACACCCAUUACUGAAAUACAAUUGUACGGAUCGAACCAAAUUCGAUGA
Molecule: messenger RNA, 735 nt
Organism: Rotaria sp. Silwood2
Lineage: Eukaryota; Metazoa; Rotifera; Eurotatoria; Philodinida; Philodinidae
Source: the annotation of a GenBank genome assembly